GUGGAAUACUCUUUCCCUAAUAUGAGCAUCAAUCGUGUCCCACUCUGCAUAUAUAUCGGAGAAAAGCAAAGUUGAGGUUCGCGCACAGGCGAUGCUCGCGCUUCAUGCUUACUCAUCCCUGGUCGCCUUAGUUUAAUUUUUUGUUCUCUUCUUGCUCUCUACAUUCCACACUGCCUCAUUCCUGUACCUUUGCUUCUCCAAUGCCCGUCAAGUUCCUAUCCUUCAUUAUCCUCAUCCUCUUCUCUUCCGGAGUUCCUUCUCUUUCCUCCUUGCCGACCAAUCCCGAAGUGGAGGCUUUGAACGAGAUACGUGAGGCGCUGAUCGACCCACAUGGAGAAUUGCAUAAUUGGGAUUUGUACUCUGUUGACCCAUGUGGUUUUGCUCUGAUCUCCUGCAACUCUGAAAAUCGGGUUAAGAUCUUAAACGCGGCAAACAAGGGUCUAUCCGGUACAUUAUCUCCAGCAAUAGGAAAUCUCACCAGUCUCACGGAAGUGUACCUUCAAAAAAACAGUAUCUCCGGGAAGAUACCUGCAGAGCUCGGAAACCUUCCAUCCCUGGGCAGGCUUGAUCUUUCUAAUAACAACCUUUCUGGGCCUCUACCUGAUAGCCUUUUUCACCUCACCAGCAUUAACUAUCUGAGGAUAAACAAUAACAGUUUGAGUGGAGAGAUCCCUGUUUCUCUUGCUAAAGUCCCAAAACUUUCUCUUCUGGACCUAUCUUUCAACAAUUUAAGUGGACCAGUGCCAACAGUUCAAGCCAAAACAUUCAGUGUUGAGGGCAACGUUCUAAUAUGCCGAAACAGCUCUAAGGGAUAUUGUGCUGCAAUUCAGCCUUCUUCUCUUGAUUCCCCUCCUAACGCAUCUCCAGGAAAGCAGAAGAGUCACAGAGCAGCUGUUGCAUUUGGAGUUGCUCUUGGUUGCACUUUGGGAACCCUAUUUGUUUUAGCUCUUGUUGCAUGGUGGAAAAAGAAGCAGAGCAAGCAAAUGAUCCAGGAUGACUAUGAUCAUAACCACGCUGAGGAAAUGAUGUGCUUGGGCAAUCUGAAGAGAUUUGGCUUUAGGGAACUUCAAAUAGCUACUGAUAACUUCAACAGUAAGAGGAUACUUGGCAAAGGUGGUUUCGGGAAUGUGUACAAGGGCUAUUUGCAAGAUGGAACGGUGGUGGCUAUCAAGAGACUGAAGGAUUGUAGUCAUAAUGGUGAGAGUCAGUUCCAAACUGAGAUUGAGAUGAUCAGUUUGGCUGUUCACAGAAAUCUCUUGAGGUUGCUUGGUUUCUGCAUUACGCCUUCCGAAAGGCUCCUUAUCUACCCUUUUAUGUCCAAUGGCAGUGUUGCUUCUAGGCUAAGGGCAAAACCCAGUCUUGAUUGGAACAUGAGAAAGCGGAUUGCUUUAGGAGCAGCUAGAGGGCUUGUUUAUCUGCAUGAACAGUGUGACCCAAAGAUCAUCCACCGUGAUGUCAAGGCAGCAAACAUUCUUUUGGAUGAUUACUGUGAAGCAAUCGUGGGUGAUUUUGGCUUAGCAAAGCUCAUGGAUCAUACUGAUUCUCAUGUGACAACUGCUGUUAGGGGAACUGUGGGCCACAUUGCUCCCGAGUACCUCUCUACCGGGCAGUCAUCAGAGAAGACAGAUGUUUUUGGAUUUGGAAUUCUCCUAUUGGAGCUCAUCUCUGGACACACAGCGCUUGAUUUUGGUAAUAAAGCAGCAAAUCAGAAAGGAGCAAUGCUGGACUGGGUUAGGAAAAUGCACCAAGAGAAUAAGGUUGAAUUGGUAGUAGAUAAAGAUUUGAAGGAAAACUAUGACAGAAUUGAGGUUGGUGAGAUGGUUCAGGUGGCCUUGCUCUGCACCCAAUACUUGCCUGCCCAUAGGCCUAAGAUGUCAGAGGUUGUUAAGAUGUUGGAAGGAGAUGGGCUGGCUCACAAAUGGGAGACCUCUCACAACAACAGCAGCAACAGUAAUAACAACGUUAUGGAUUCUAAUACCAACAAAAAGAAGAAGGGCAGCAACAAGAAACUAAUCAGCACAGGCACUCAUUCUGAUGAUGACAGAAUGAUGAUGAUGGCUGAUGAUCACGAUGAAGAUGAUGAUGAUUAUGGUGGUGAUGGUGACUGUCUUGAUACUCAAUCCAUGGAGCUCUCUGGUCCCCGGUGAAGCAUAUAAUCUUAAAAUUCUUUCUUUUCCUGCGGGAUAUUAAAUUACAAUGCAUAUGUUCCAGACUGACCGUGGUUCUGGAGGACUUCGCCGACUGCCAAAAAAAAAAAAGAAAAGAAAGAAAGGUUGCUUGCCUUUGGCCGCCUUCUAGUUCUAGCACUCCUGAUGGAAUGAUUACCAUUAUAAUUUCCUUUUCUCCUUAUGGUUUGCAAAUGCAUUUAAAUGUUCGUCUUUGUACAGUACAAAGAAAUUAAAAAAAAAAAAGUUGCUCUCUA
Molecule: messenger RNA, 2422 nt
Organism: Nymphaea colorata (pocket water lily)
Lineage: Eukaryota; Viridiplantae; Streptophyta; Magnoliopsida; Nymphaeales; Nymphaeaceae
Product: protein NSP-INTERACTING KINASE 1-like
Exons: 11
Coding region: 201-2147 (648 amino acids)
Biological process (GO): protein phosphorylation
Molecular function (GO): ATP binding; protein kinase activity; protein binding
Source: RefSeq, a predicted model, not a curated record